CGCGACAACGUCAGAUUACGUGAUUAAUAUUCAUAAGAGAAGGCGGCACCGAAGCGAAAGAGCGAGGGUUAGAUAUGUGAAAAACAUUUGCCUGUUUACCGUUUUUAAUAAUGGAGAACUCAUCUAAAGAAGAGUACAAGAUCCAGUCGUUCGAUUUGGAGACACAGAAACUCCUCAAAACUGCCUUGAAAGACCCAGGUUCAGUUGACCUGGAGAAAGUGUCCAAUGUAAUAGUGGACCAGUCUCUAGAGGACCAGAUCUUCAGCAGGGAGGCCGGACGCAUCUGUUACACGAUUGUCCAGGCAGAGGCCAAACAGACCAAUGGGAAUGUGUUUCGGCGUAAUCUUCUGAACCGACUGCAGCAGGCAUUUAAAGCCAGAGAGGAGACGCGGAAGAGAUCCACUCAGGAGUGGGUUUGCCUCGUGUCCUUCAUCUGCAACAUCUUUGACUACCUCAAGGUGAACAACAUGCCCAUGAUGGCCCUUGUGCAGCCCGUCUAUGACUGUUUGUUCAGACUGGCCCAGUCUGAUGCCCUGCAGAAUGAGGAGGAGGUGGACUGUCUGGUGUUACAGUUGCACCGAAUCGGAGAUCAGCUGGAGAAGAUGAACAUGCAGCUCAUGGAUGAGCUGUUCAGUCUGCUGAGGGAUGGAUUCCUCCUGCAGGAGGACCUGAGCUCCAUGGGCCGCCUGCUCCUGCUCGAGAUCCUUGAGUUUCGUGCGGGAGGCUGGUCUCUCAGCGAAACGGCUCAGAAAUACUACUACAGCGAAGUGACGGACUGAGGCCUCCACCAAUCAGGAGAGAGAAACAAGAAGGCGGGAUGAAAUUGCAAUCCAUAGGAAGCAAGUGUGGAGGUUUUAUUUUUCAUAUUUACCUUUGAUGAAGGCUUGGAGGUUCACUAGGUAUGAGGUUUGACAUGAAGUAGAAGAGUGGUCAAGUUUAGAAGUAGUACUGGGUUUUGGGUUUGUUUUGACUGUCUAAAGUCAGCUUGAAUUGAUGUGAAAUUCAUCUUAUUCACUUUCAUAAUACACAUUCCUGGUUUUAUUCUUUCACAUUACUCAAAAAAAGAAAAAAAAAAAGCACAAUUCAGAAUUUUUUGGAUCAAAGUUUUAUAACUUCUUCAUCUCUGAAAUGACACCCAAGGCUGCUUGGGGUUUAAUCGAUGGGUGCUGGUAGCAUUUCCCCAGUCGCCAAGUCAUGCAAUCUUUUUCCCCAUCAAGAUUUAGCAAACACAAAUCUGUAAAUAGUAGUCCAUGUUGUAAUGUUACAGAAAUAUGUUAGUAUCCCAGCAUUCCCUAUAGACAAACUAUUAAUAAGUCUGAUAAUGCAUUUCAUUCAUGGUUAAGCCUAUUUACAAAUCCAGUUAGUAGAAAAAAAAAUGUUAUAGCUAAAGGGCUUGUUAAUGCUGUUUUUUUUUGUUUGUUUGUUUUUUUUUGCCACAAUCACAGUAUAUUUAGCCAUUGGUCACAGAUCUUUAGACAUUUUAGUUUGAAAGUGAAUGGAGUUCAAGUACAUCUCCAUCUGAUCAUUGAAGUUUUGCAAUAGCAGCAUUACAAUCAUGUUUCAGUUGAUUUAGGUCUUAUAUUUGUGUCAAAGGCUGUAAUCAUAACACCAGAGAUGAUGAGAUGGUUUUAAUAUCAAUAUAUUUAAUACAUUUUUAGUUGUUUGAUUUUCUUAAAUCGACAAGCAAGUUAUAUUUGCCUCGGUAGAAAGAACAGCUAUUUCUAUUGUAUAGAAAGAAUUACUUUAUAUAUUUGUUUUAUAAUAUGUCUUAUAAGAUUUACUUCUGUGAUAAAGUCUAUGUUUUUAAUGAACCAAAACCUGUUUAUAAGAAUCACAUUUAAAUACAAUGUUUCCUUAAGAAUAAUAUUUUUAUACAAUGAAAAGUAGACUGGAUGCAUAUCCAACAACACUUCUACAGGUGCUGGAUGAAGACAAAAAAAUAUUUUUUUCUUAUUUUGUAUCAUUUCAAUCUGAUGAAGAUCCACUGGACUGAAAUGUCAACAUGAAGUCAGGUGAUUCUGGUCAAGUAUAAAAAGUAAGCUCCUGUGCAGCUGCUUUUGGCCUCACUGAUUCCUCGGGCUCUUGCAGAUUAGACAGUGACUUGUAUAGUUGUCUUGAUGCCACAAGUUUCAAAUAAAGAAAGAAUGAAAUGUUACAAUUGAAAUCUGAAAAA
Cyprinus carpio (common carp) is the source of this 2173-nucleotide messenger RNA. Its product is annotated as MIF4G domain-containing protein B. Gene Ontology annotation, molecular function: protein binding; RNA binding; translation activator activity. The transcript has 7 exons. Lineage: Eukaryota; Metazoa; Chordata; Actinopteri; Cypriniformes; Cyprinidae. The coding region runs from base 111 to 779 and encodes 222 amino acids. Gene Ontology annotation, cellular component: cytosol. The record is from RefSeq and is a predicted model, not a curated record. Gene Ontology annotation, biological process: regulation of translational initiation.